Messenger RNA from Gorilla gorilla gorilla (western lowland gorilla), 1328 nucleotides. Its product is annotated as serine/threonine-protein kinase SMG1-like. The record is from RefSeq and is a predicted model, not a curated record. The transcript has 10 exons. Lineage: Eukaryota; Metazoa; Chordata; Mammalia; Primates; Hominidae.
CUGGGCGGCGGCGCUUGGCCAUGUCGUGUCGGGGAAGGUAAUGAGCCGCAGAGCCCCGGGGUCUCGGCUGAGCAGCGGCGGCGGCGGCGGCACUAACUAUUCGCGGAGCUGGAAUGACUGGCAACCCAGAACUGAUAGUGCAUCAGCCGACCCAGGUAAUUUAAAAUAUUCUUCAUCCAGAGAUAGAGGUGGUUCUUCCUCUUACGGACUGCAACCUUCAAAUUCAGCUGUGGUGUCUCGGCAAAGGCACGAUGAUACCAGAGUCCACGCUGACAUACAGAAUGAUGAAAAGGGUGGCUACAGUGUCAAUGGAGGAUCUGGGGAAAAUACUUAUGGUCAGAAGUCGUUGGGGCAAGAGCUGAGGGUUAACAAUGUGACCAGCCCUGAGUUCACCAGUGUUCAGCAUGGCAGUCGUGCUUUAGCCACCAAAGACAUGAGGAAAUCACAGGAGAGAUCGAUGUCUUAUUGUGAUGAGUCUCGACUGUCAAAUCUUCUUUGGAGGAUCACCCGGGAAGACGACAGAGACCGAAGAUUGGUUACUGUAAAGCAGUUGAAAGAAUUUAUUCAGCAACCAGAAAAUAAGCUGGUACUAGUUAAACAAUUGGAUAAUAUCUUGGCUGCUGUACAUGAUGUGCUUAAUGAAAGUAGCAAAUUGCUUCAGGAGUUGAGACAGGAGGGAGCUUGCUGUCUUGGCCUUUUUUGUGCUUCUCUGAGCUAUGAGGCUGAGAAGAUCUUCAAGUGGAUUUUUAGCAAAUUUAGCUCAUCUGCAAAAGAUGAAGUUAAACUCCUCUACUUAUGUGCCACCUACAAAGCACUAGAGACUGUAGGAGAAAAGAAAGCCUUUUCAUCUGUAAUGCAGCUUGUAAUGACCAGCCUGCAGUCAAUUCUUGAAAAUGUGGAUACACCAGAAUUGCUUUGCAAAUGUGUUAAGUGCAUUCUUUUGGUGGCUUGAUGUUACCCUCAUAUUUUCAGCACUAAUUUUAGGGAUACAGUUGAUAUAUUAGUUGGAUGGCAUAGAGAUCAUACUCAGAAACCUUCGCUCAUGCAGCAGGUAUCUGGGUGGUUGCAGAGUUUGGAGCCAUUUUGGGUAGCUGAUCUUGCAUUUUCUACGACUCUUCUUGGUCAGUUUCUAGAAGACAUGGAAGCAUAUGCUGAGGACCUCAGCCAUGUGGCCUCUGGGGAAUCAGUGGAUGAAGACGUCCCUCCUCCAUCAGUGUCAUUACCAAAGCUGGCUGCGCUUCUCCGGGUAUUUAGUACUGUGGUGAGGAGCACUGGGGAACACUUCAGCCCAAUUCGGGUCCUCCAAUUACUGAGGCAUACGUAACAGU